CUUUCCAGUAACUUCCUUCCAAGAGUUGCCUCGUGUAGUGACACUACGAUACUUCACUCCAGUCCACAAUGAAGCACUGGACCGCCUUUCAGUAUAUUGCACUGUGCGCAUCCUUGUGCUCCUUACACCAGCACGUGAAGGCAUCAGAACGAGCUUUAUGGUCUGAAAGCUCUCUGCACAAUCCUCCACGGACGUCCAGAUGUGACGGUACGGACACUGUCGGAGCUGAAGAUGUUAGGGCAUGCAUCUUCCCUAAUGACACGGUGCCGUGUUCCGGAAGAGGACUAUGUAUCUGCGGCAUCUGUGCUUGCGAAGCUCGUCCGAACCCAGGAGAACACAUUUUCGGUAGGUACUGCGAAUGUGACAACUACUCGUGCGACAGAGUGAACGGAAUGCUUUGUGGAGGACCAGAACGAGGCUUCUGCGAGUGCGGAAAGUGCGUUUGCUUCCCGUCUUUCGCUGGACCUGAUUGCAACUGUCGCACUGCGAUCGACACGUGUGUCGCUCCGGAUGGGGUACUUUGCAGUGGGCGAGGCAUAUGCGUUUGCGGCAAAUGUCUAUGCCACGAAGGAGAGACAGGGCUGUACUGGGGCCAACAUUGCGAGUUCUUCCUGUAACUAAAUAUUGGAGAAAUGUAUGCUCCUUUUGCUUA
Ornithodoros turicata is the source of this 652-nucleotide messenger RNA. Its product is annotated as integrin beta-PS-like. Gene Ontology annotation, molecular function: integrin binding. Gene Ontology annotation, cellular component: cell surface; focal adhesion; integrin complex. Bases 69 to 617 code for a protein of 182 amino acids. The transcript is spliced from 7 exons. Gene Ontology annotation, biological process: cell migration; cell adhesion mediated by integrin; integrin-mediated signaling pathway. Lineage: Eukaryota; Metazoa; Arthropoda; Arachnida; Ixodida; Argasidae. The record is from RefSeq and is a predicted model, not a curated record.